Heterocephalus glaber (naked mole-rat) is the source of this 2155-nucleotide messenger RNA. Its product is annotated as apolipoprotein L6. NCBI's taxonomy places the organism in Eukaryota, Metazoa, Chordata, Mammalia, Rodentia, Bathyergidae. The record is from RefSeq and is a predicted model, not a curated record. Gene Ontology annotation, cellular component: membrane; extracellular region. Gene Ontology annotation, biological process: lipid transport; lipoprotein metabolic process. Gene Ontology annotation, molecular function: lipid binding.
CCCUGAGCAGCCAGCCACUCACAGCCCCCGGCCAGACACUACACCCUUCUAGAGGUGAAGACAGAGACAAUGGUUGGUCUUCUCUCCCUCACAGCCAGGACAAGGAGAGACAGCAGGACAGCUGGCCAGUCUGAACGUGGAGAAGAACAGAGACACCCCUCUGAAUGUCCCAACAGAGACAUCUCCAGUCCGCCGAGACGGUCUUUGCUCCUAUCCAGCCAGUUUACAGCCAGAAGACCAUGUGGUUCCUGGAGACAUGGAUUUGAAGCUUGAGAGGCAGUCAGAUAGCCAAGUUGGGGAACCAGGAGCCUCCUGGGAAGACUGAAGCUAUCAGUGACAUUCAGAGCUUUUUGCGGGACAUUGUAGGGGAAAUCAGGGAGGAGGACAACAUGCCUCUGGGUACAGACUUGGGACUACAAGAUGGUGGAGAUCUGUCUGCUGAAGAAAUAAGAUUUCUGGAAGAGUUUCCCAGGUGGAAACAGGAGCAAAAAGUGGUCAUUGCAAAGCUCCGUGCCCUUGCAGAUGUCACUGACACAGCCCACAAAAAUUUCACCAAGGCCAACGUGGUGGCCAACUCCAUCACCAUUGUCUCUGGAGUCCUGAGCAUGCUGGGUUUAGCCCUAACUCCAGUAACAGCAGGAGGAAGCCUGAUAUUUACAGCUGCUGGCCAAGGUGUGCGGUUAACAGCCUCGGUCAUUAGUAUUGUGACCGAUUUGUUGGAAAACUCUCACACUGAAGACACCCGCAUUCACUGCAGCCACCUAGCACCCUCUAGGGACAGAGCAUGCCAAGAGGGUACUGGAGGACAGAGUGCACCUUAUGUCCGAGCUUCUGGAGAGUUAGUGUACAAGUGUGGGAGCACCUUUGAGGUUAUCAGGAACCAUACCCGUGCCCUUAGGCUAGCUAAAGCCCACCCACAUUUGGUCCCUGCAGCCAAACAUUUUCGAACCGCUGGCCGCAUCUCAGGGUCAGUUGGCAGACACGUGAAGAAGGCCUUUAAGUUGACACCACUGACCAUGUCCCAAAAAGCUCUACUGCAGAGUGGUGUGGUGGGUGUCCUGUCCCUUGGCUUGGAUGUUUUCAAUCUCUGGGAGAAGCUGAAGGCACUGGAGGAUAAAGAAAGCACUGAGCUUGCAGAACAGCUAAGGGACCAAGCUUUGGAGCUGGAAGAGGAGCUGUCACAAGCGACGGAGAAGUAUGAGAGGCUGCAGCACAAGAAACACUUGAGAGAAGAAAGGCUUAGAGGUCAUCAUUGAAAGGAGCCAAGGAGACUCAUACUCAGCUCGCAUCCAGGAAUGGGAAUGCAGGACCCCAGGGGACAGGGGAGAAGAAGGCAAGGGGCUUUUGGGGUAGUCUGUGCAACCAAUGCCUGGGGACACACUCUUUUGCUUAAGCACCAGGGCUUCCGUGAGCUGCGUCACCCAGCUUCCUGUCAGAUGAAUGUUCACUUGUAGUCAGUACCCAUGUACAUACAGUCCUCACUAAAACCAAUGCAUCACAAAAAAAUUCCUUAUUUUAUGUAGCAUUCCAGGGAACAAACAGUUGAUGAUGUGCUAAAACACUUUCCCCACUCCCAGGGCCAAUGUGUCGCAGUAUGAAAUGCUCCCCUGUUUAACAGAGCAUGCCCAGCUCAGAGCUGGAUGCACACUACCUUGCCCCACAUUCCACACGUUCAGAGGAAGCCAGGCAGAAUGGAAGGGUGAGAAACACAGGAGGCGGCUGAGUCAGAGUGGAGGCAGAAGGUAGAUUCUGUUAAUAUAGUAUAUUACAUUUAUUGAUUUACAUAUUUUGAACCAUCCCUGCAUCCCUGGGAUGAAUCCCACUUGAUGAGGUUGUAUGAUCUUGACGAUCCUCUGCAUUCUAUUUGCCAGUAAAUUAUUGAGGAUUUUUGCAUCUGUGUUCAUUAGGAAGAUUGGCCUGUAGUUCUCUUUUUGGUUGGGUCUUUCUCUGAUUUCUCUCUCCUACUAUUUCAUUUACUCUAGUCAAUCUUAAGUUUUUUGGGGGUUUUUGCAUCAUCUAGUAGCUAUUGAUUUGAUUUUUCAUGGUCCCUUGCUAUUUUUAAGCAAUCUUUCUUUUUUAUUUGCUAACCAUAAUCCUGUCUUCUAUAUCUGAAAUUCUGUCCUCACAUUCACUUAUUUUGCUGUGGAAACUUUCA